AUGGAAAUGACAGAGAUGCCUGAAAGGCCACAACACUUUAAAGAUGGGCUUAUCGACUUUACAGCAGGUUCUUUAGCUGGGGCUGCCUGUGUGUAUGUAGGACAACCCUUAGAUACUGUUAAGGUAAAAAUGCAGACAUUCCCCGAUUUGUACAAAAAUAUGAUAUCAUGUUUUACACAAACUUUAAAAACUGAUGGUGUUUACAAGGGAUUAUAUGCAGGCACAGUACCAGCUUUAGCAACUAAUAUAGCGGAAAAUUCUGUUUUAUUUUUAUGCUAUGGUUUUUGCCAAAAAAUAAUGCAAAAUUUGACAGGGACAGCAAAAAUUGAAGACUUAUCUACAGUUUCCAAUGCUACAGCAGGGUUUUUGGCAUCUUUUUUUAGCUCUAUAGCGAUUUGUCCAACGGAAUUGGUAAAAUGCAAGUUGCAGGCGAUGCGCGAAAUAUCCAAACAAGACAAAUUAGCGGGCGUAGACACGAAAAUGAUGGGACCUUUACAUCUCACCAGUUACAUAUUAAAGACCGACGGACCUCAGGGACUUUUCAAGGGGCUAGUGCCAACCUUGGUACGCGAAAUGCCCGGGUAUUUUUUCUUUUUCGGCGGCUACGAAGGCACCAGAGAGUUACUAAGACAGCCUGGUAAAUCUAAAGACGAAAUAGGUUUAUUACGGACAAUGAUAGCUGGAUCAGUUGGUGGUAUUGUAUUUUGGUCUCUUACAUACCCUAUAGACAUGGCUAAAAGUCGAAUUCAAGUGGGUAAAUCUCAGGAAAACUUGGUGGGCACAAUAAUGUCCAUAUUGAGGAACGAAGGUGUUGUUUCUCUAUAUCAUGGACUUACGCCCUCUUUGCUCAGAACUAUACCCGCCACCGCGGCUCUUUUUGCCACCUAUGAAUAUUCGAAAAAGUGGCUCAAUGGAUUAUCAAAGGAUCUGUGA
Brassicogethes aeneus is the source of this 933-nucleotide messenger RNA. NCBI's taxonomy places the organism in Eukaryota, Metazoa, Arthropoda, Insecta, Coleoptera, Nitidulidae. The record is from the annotation of a GenBank genome assembly.